AUGGCUCCUGGUGAUACCGUAGAAGAAGCUGCCCUGGCCGACGGCGUCACGAAGUCGACAUGCGUGGACUUGAGGCAACGUGUCAAGGACGAGAAAGCCUCCCACGAUCUGGUUCUCAAGACGUUCCGUCUGUUAAUCGCUGAUCUCUGUCAACAGUAUAAUGGCGGACAUCCUGGAGGUGCGAUUGGAAUGGCGGCAAUCGGUGUUGCGCUGUGGAAAUAUGUGAUGCGAUAUGCCCCUCAUUCUCCCGACUUUUUCAACCGCGACCGGUUUGUGCUCUCCAACGGCCACACUUGUCUCUUCCAGUACGCCUUCCUCCAUCUCACGGGAUAUAAGGCCAUGACCUUUGAGCAACUCAAAUCCUAUCAUUCGGACCGAUACGACGCACUUUGCCCGGGCCAUCCCGAGAUCGAACACGAAGGUAUCGAGGUCACUACAGGGCCUCUCGGCCAGGGAGUCGCUAACUCUGUUGGGCUUGCUUUGGCUACGAAGCACCUCGGUGCGACUUACAACAGGCCCGGUUUUGAGGGUCUUGUGUCCAACCAUACCUGGUGCAUGGUCGGCGAUGCUUGUCUACAAGAGGGCGUCGCGCUUGAAGCCAUUUCCCUUGCUGGGCACUUUAGGUUGAACAACCUCACUAUAAUCUACGAUAACAACCAAAUUACGUGCGACGGUACCGUUGAUCUCACAAACACGGAAAACGUUAAUGAAAAGAUGCAAGCCUGUGGUUGGAACGUCAUUGACAUCGAGGACGGCUGCUUCGACGUCACCGGGAUUGUCGACGCUCUCUUGGCGGCAAAGAAGGCCGAUAAACCCACCUUCAUCAACGUAAAGACAGUUAUUGGCGUCGGUAGCAAAGCCGCCGGGACUGCUGAUGCACACGGGGCGGCCUUUGGCGCUGCCGAUGUUGCUAGCAUGAAACGCGCCUACAAUUUUGACCCCGAGCUGCAUUUCGUCAUUGGUGACGAGGUUAGGCAGUUCUUCGCUGGUAUUCCUGCUCGUGGUGAGGCCUACGUCGAGGAAUGGAACAGUCUUGUAGCUAGGUAUGAGCAGGCUUACCCCGAGCUCGGGGCUAAAUUUCGUGACCGAGUGACGGGGAAGCUCCCUCCUCGGUGGAAGGAGCUUGUUCCCGCUCCUGGAACGUUCCCUACCGCCCCAACGGCCAGUCGUGCUGCUUCCGGUUUGGUAUUAAACCCUAUUGCCAAAGAGCUUGAAAACUUCAUGGUGGGGACUGCUGAUCUAUCUCCGUCGGUCCAUAUGAUUUGGCCUGGCAAGGUUGACUUCCAGCACCCCGAUCUCAAGACUGGCUGCGGAAUCAACGGAAACUAUACUGGACGAUAUAUACACUAUGGUAUCCGGGAGCAUGCCAUGUGCGCCAUUGCUAACGGCCUCGCAGCUUACUCUCCCAGCACAAUCAUCCCCGUCACUUCAUCCUUCUUCAUGUUCUAUCUCUAUGCGGCACCGGCCGUCCGCAUGGGCGCCCUUCAACGUCUCAAGGUGAUUCACGCCGCGACUCAUGACUCCAUCGGUCUCGGGGAGGACGGCCCCACCCACCAGCCGAUUGAGCUGGCCACUCUCUACCGCGCCAUGCCUAAUAUACUGUAUAUACGGCCCGGAGAUAGUGAAGAAACCGCUGGUGCCUGGAUCGCCGCUAUCGAAGCAGAAGGGAUGCCCGCCAUCGUUUCCACCAGCCGCCACAAGCUCCCUCAACUUGCGCAGACGAAGCGUGAGGGUGUCCUCAGGGGCGCAUAUAUUCUUCAGGAAAACGAAAAGGCUGUCCUCACUCUCAUCGGCGUAGGUGCCGAGUUAUGUCAAGCCGUCGGUGUCUCGGACAAGCUCCGGGAGCAGGGUAUCGAGACUCGCGUCGUCAGUUUCCCUUCAUGGAGGUUGUUCGAGAUACAGCCCCUCGAAUACAAGCGUGAGGUGCUUCGCCGCAGCCAGAUUCCCGCCGUAGUUAUCGAGCCGUAUGCCGCUACUGGCUGGGAGCGCUACGCGGAUGCGGGUAUUUCUAUGAAGACUUUUGGUCAUAGUCUGCCCGGACCGGCUGCUUACAAGUACUUUGGAUUUGACGUGGACUCUCUUGCCAGGAAAGUAACGGGCUAUCUUCAGAAACUCAAGCAGGAUGAGCUGCUUAAGCAUGAGUUUGUUGAGCUAUGA
Scedosporium apiospermum is the source of this 2157-nucleotide messenger RNA. RefSeq names its product Dihydroxyacetone synthase. The coding region runs from base 1 to 2157 and encodes 718 amino acids. Gene Ontology annotation, biological process: pentose-phosphate shunt. Gene Ontology annotation, molecular function: transketolase activity. The record is from RefSeq and is a predicted model, not a curated record. NCBI's taxonomy places the organism in Eukaryota, Fungi, Ascomycota, Sordariomycetes, Microascales, Microascaceae. The transcript is spliced from 5 exons. Gene Ontology annotation, cellular component: cytosol.